Messenger RNA from Trifolium pratense (red clover), 885 nucleotides. RefSeq lists its product as uncharacterized. The coding region runs from base 1 to 885 and encodes 294 amino acids. The transcript has 2 exons. Lineage: Eukaryota; Viridiplantae; Streptophyta; Magnoliopsida; Fabales; Fabaceae. The record is from RefSeq and is a predicted model, not a curated record.
AUGACCACCACCACCACCUUCAAUCACAAUCAAACAACAACAACAACAACAACAAAAUCAUCAUCAAUUUCGUCAAAACCACCUAGACCAAAACGAAGAAUAUGUUUCUCAUUCACAACAUAUGCAAACAACCUAAUCCAACAUCUCAAAUCAUCCAACAUCAUAAUCGAAAAAGGACUCACCGAAUCAGAAUUUUCACUUCUCAAAUCAAAAUUCAAUCUCAAUUUCCCACCUGACCUUCGAACAAUUCUCCAACAAGGUCUUCCAAUCUCACCAGGUUUUCCCAAUUGGCGUUCUUCAUCAAAACAACAAAUCAAAAUUCUUCUUAAUCUUCCAGUUUCAUCCAUCCUAAGACGUGUUAAAAAUAACCGUUUUUGGCAUCCUUCCUGGGGUCCACUCCCGAAAGAUCCAGUGUCAGCUGCGGAGAAGAUUUUAUCUGAUGCUCCGCAGCUUGUUCCGGUCUUUCGGCAUUGUUAUAUAUGUUGUUCUCCUAAUAUUGCUGGUAAUCCUGUUUUUUACGUUGAUCAUGGUGGUGAUGUUAGGUUGGUGAGUAAUGAUGUUGUUGGAUUUUUUCGGGAUUCGGGUUUUUUGAAAAGCAUUGAGAAUGAGGAUGAGAUGGAUCCGGUUUGGGCAGCGAGGGAGGCGAGGAGGAUUGAGGUAUGGUCGGAGGUGGCGGAUGGGAGAGGGGAGAGAGGGUGGAAGUGGUGGUGGGAUGAUCGGAAGAGAGAAUUUGGUGGGUGUAUGGAUGGUGUUUUGCGGAGGGAAGAUGUGGUGUACUCUCUUGGGGUUGAUGUAGGAAAAUCAUGGUUGGAUUUGGAUUUUGAAUCGGAAGAAGAAGAUGUCGCCGCCACCGCCGUUGUCGGCGUCAAUAAGAAUAAGCGAUGA